CCUAAUUAGAAGCUCCUUCAUAAUGAGGAAAAUUAUUUUCAAAGUUAAUGAAUUUGCAAGCAGAAACCUUGCUGUCAUCCUAGAAUGAAUUACUCACAUUCCUUACAUACAUAUUUUAGUUAAUCACUCUAAUUAAUAUUAGUACUUAAACCAUGUGGGAUUGAUUUCACUGUUAAAGCAAACUUUCCUUUGUUUUUAGACAGUAUAAAAAGACCACGAUUUCCCUUGUUGUAGACAUCAGGCUGCACAUACAAGCUUAAUUCUAGAUUUUGGGCAAAAUGGAAGUUAUUUCAUCAAAACGACUCAUUUUAUUGAUUUUAGCCACUUCAAGCUUGUUAACAUCAAACAUCUUUUGUGCAGAUGAGUUAACAAUGUCCAAUGUUCACGGCAAAGAAAAUUAUGACAAAUAUUCUAAGCCUAGAGGAGACCCUAAAGGGGAAAAGGAAAGAAGUCUCAAUUUUGAAGAAUUAAAAGACUGGGGUCCAAAAAACGCCAUUAAGAUUACACCGUCAGUCAACAAAAUGCCACACUCGGCAGCCAACUUGCCAUUGAGAUUUGGGAGGACCACAGAAGAGGAGAGAAGCACUGGAGCAAUGGCCAACCUGCCUCUGAGAUUUGGAAGAAAUACAGAGGAAAGCAUCUCAAGACGUGUUCCUAAUCUGCCCCAAAGGUUUGGGAGAACAACAGCAGCCAAAAGUGUCACCAAGACACUGAGUGAUUUCCUCGAACAAUCCAUUCAUUCACCAUCUGCCAAUGAAUUACCUUACUCUAUGUCCUGCCAGCCCCAAGAAAUCCAGAUUCCUGAUCGAAAACACCCAAGGAGACUGGGAUUCAAGAAAAUAGGCGAUGCAGAAUUGAAACAAGAAAAAUAAGAAAUCCGGAGCCUGUCCCUAAAGACGAUAUAAAGCUGUGGCCUGUGAUCUGCAAAUAGCUCUCAAGCGAAGACAACAAUGAGUGAAGAGUCCCAGCACUCUUUUAAUGGGUUAUAGUUGAGAGCAAUUUUUCCUUGUCCUUACGGCUAGUAUCUUGAAAGUUAUAUAAAACAAUUUAAAGAAUAUUGUAAU
Molecule: messenger RNA, 1064 nt
Organism: Ceratotherium simum simum (southern white rhinoceros)
Lineage: Eukaryota; Metazoa; Chordata; Mammalia; Perissodactyla; Rhinocerotidae
Gene: NPVF
Product: neuropeptide VF precursor
Biological process (GO): negative regulation of gonadotropin secretion; neuropeptide signaling pathway
Molecular function (GO): signaling receptor binding
Source: RefSeq, a predicted model, not a curated record